AUGAAUCGUUCCCUUGCAAAUGUGAUUCUAGGGGGCUAUGGCACUACAUCAACAGCUGGUGGGAAGCCCAUGGAAAUAACCGGAACCCACACAGAAAUCAAUGUGGACAAUGCAAUUGAAAUGAUAAAGGAAGCCAGCAAUAUUAUUAUUACUCCAGGUUAUGGUUUGUGUGCAGCAAAAGCUCAGUACCCUAUAGCUGAUCUGGUGAAAAUGUUGAGAGAACAAGGGAAAAAUGUCAGGUUUGGUAUUCACCCUGUGGCUGGCCGUAUGCCUGGUCAGCUGAACGUACUCCUAGCAGAAGCUGGUGUCCCUUAUGAUAUCGUACUGGAAAUGGAUGAGAUCAACGAAGACUUCCCAGAAACUGACUUAGUCCUUGUAAUUGGUGCAAAUGAUACAGUUAAUUCAGCAGCUCAGGAAGAUCCAAACUCUAUCAUCGCUGGAAUGCCAGUUCUUGAGGUUUGGAAGUCCAAACAGGUCAUUGUAAUGAAGAGAUCUUUGGGAGUCGGUUAUGCAGCGGUGGACAAUCCAAUCUUCUACAAACCCAAUACUGCUAUGUUACUGGGAGAUGCUAAGAAGACUUGUGAUGCCCUGCAGGUCAAAGUCAGGGAAUCGUAUCAAAGCUAAAUACUGAUUUAUAUUUCACUCAGA
Molecule: messenger RNA, 648 nt
Organism: Mesitornis unicolor (brown roatelo)
Lineage: Eukaryota; Metazoa; Chordata; Aves; Mesitornithiformes; Mesitornithidae
Product: NAD(P) transhydrogenase, mitochondrial-like
Exons: 5
Coding region: 1-624 (207 amino acids)
Biological process (GO): NADPH regeneration
Cellular component (GO): mitochondrial inner membrane
Molecular function (GO): NADP binding; NAD binding
Source: RefSeq, a predicted model, not a curated record